AUGCUGUACGACGUCGUGAUCAUUGGCGCUGGGCCUUGUGGCUUAGCUGUCGCCUCAAGACUAAGGGAAUCUACUCCAGCAGCAUUAUUUACAGACGAUGAGCACGAGAGGUACUGGAAGCGGUUCAAUAUUUCAGGAACUAUCGAGACUGAAAAGAAAACUGCUCGAAAAGGUCGCGGCAGAAGCAUCUCUGGCUCUUCAGCCCAAUGCAAAAGAUCGUGUGUUGUCCUUGAUGCGAGCGGCUGUGAAUGGAUGGCGGCAUGGCGUACAAGGUUUCGGAAUCUCAAGAUCGACUAUCUGAGAAGUCCUUUGUUCUUCCAUCCUGAUCCGCGAGAUCGGGAUGGCCUCUUGGCAUUUGCCCAUUUUAUGGAUCGCUCCGGUGAACUGGAAGAGAUUCAUCAUGUCGUUGGCAAGGAGAUCAGCAAGCACAGAGCCAAGAAACAGCGCCAGAAAAGGAAAGUAAGUCGACACCUGAGAAUCGAUGAUCACGAUCGGAUAGAUUACUACACUCCAUCUAGUAGGCUGUUUGAUGACUACUGUGACGACAUCGUCAAGCGGUAUCAGUUGCAGCACCUCGUUCAUCAUGCUCAAGUCAUGGACAUCACAUACGGGGAUGUAGGCGAUCUCUCUAACAACGACAUAUUUUCCAUUACUACGAACAGAGGACUCUACAUGGCGAAGACUGUUGUGCUAGCAGUGGGUCCAGGCGCAAAACCUUGCAUCCCGCCAGACUGUGGCCUGCUACAGAAUCAAGAAGGAAGCCUCUGCCAUUGCUUCGAUGCUAAUGGUGGUACCCACAUACCUGACCACGUGAAACGGAGGAUUUCAGCGGGACUGCCAACACAUGUUGUUGUAGUUGGAGGCGGGCUGACGAGUGCUCAAAUCUCCGAUCUUCUACUGCGCUAUGGCGUGAGCAAAAUAUGGUUGCUCCUUCGAGGCAAGUACAAGCUAAAGCAUUUUGACGUUGAUCUCGAAUGGGUCUCAAAGGUGCGCAACCAGCAGAUGGCGGUCUUCUGGUCAGCCGAUACAGAUGAAGAGCGCUUCGAGCUCCUGAAAGAAGCUCGAAACGGAGGCAGCAUAACACCCAAAUUCGACAAGAUUCUUCAGCAGCACGUGUCGCGAAAACGUCUCGAAACUCUUCCCUAUACUCAAAUCGACAACGGUACUUGGAAUAGGUCCAAUCAGACCUGGAGCAUAAAACUCUCAAGAGAUGUCCCCGAGUUCCCGAGGCACAUAGAUCACAUCAUAUAUGCUACUGGAGUGCCGCCGAAGGUGGAAAACGUUGGCUGUUUGCAACAGCUCCUCGAAGAGCAUCCCAUUGAGACAAUUUCCGGUCUAGCCAAGAUCACCGAUGACUUGAUGUGGAAUGCCGAGGUGCCGCUGUUUCUGACCGGUGGUCUUGCGGGUCUGAGACUUGGACCCGGCGCAGCUAACCUAGCUGGGGCCAGACAAGGUGCUGAAAGGAUUGCGUGGAAGAUCGACGAAUUAUUGGGCACUGCCUCCUCGAAUGAAGAUAUCAGAGCAAAAGGGGAGUGUCAUGGUAAGUGUGAGGACUCAAGCGUUACGCGGCGUGGAAAUCUUCGAUUGAGGGAUGAAAGAUUGGCGCAACUUGAGAACAGAAGUGAGUUCACUGGAGGGUUCGCAAAUCAAUUUGAGGUGCUAGCCUUGCAUCACGAUUAA
Messenger RNA from Exophiala aquamarina CBS 119918, 1680 nucleotides. RefSeq lists its product as uncharacterized. NCBI's taxonomy places the organism in Eukaryota, Fungi, Ascomycota, Eurotiomycetes, Chaetothyriales, Herpotrichiellaceae. Bases 1 to 1680 code for a protein of 559 amino acids. The transcript has 3 exons. Gene Ontology annotation, molecular function: oxidoreductase activity. The record is from RefSeq and is a predicted model, not a curated record.